GCCUGUUCCUCCCUGUGAGCCCAUCGCUUCCCCCCGGACACUCCUCCUGCAUGAAUUUCUGUGUGCUGCGAGGAGAGGCCUGGAUCUGCUCCUCUCAGUGUCCAGUUUGUGCUACGCUUUGAGAGGGCCAGUAUCGUCUUAAGACCUGCUGCAGCCUCCGAAUAUAAACCCCCCUUUGUUGGGGAGAGGUUGACUUGACUGAGCCGCAUGAUCAGAGUCAGGUGACAAAAUUGGGCAUGAAAGCAGAGGAGAAUGAGCAGUUGGGUGAGGGCAUGAGCUGCUGAUCUUGCCUUUUGACAAGCUGCUUUACUGCUCAGGGAAAAAUGAGUGCCUGGCCCUCUCCUCUGCUUUGGAGCUUGACCACGGCGUGUUUAACAGGUAUUGCUUUAGGCCAGACAAUCAGCACUGAGGUUUCUAUUGCAUCAACACCAGUGCCUCCCAGUACACCCAGCACUGAGGUCCCUAUUGCAUCAAGCCCAGCAUCUCCCAGUGCAAGCACCACUGCAGCCUCUGCUCCCCCAGCUGCCACUGCUGGAUUGGCAUCAACCGCUGCAAACCUUGUAUCGUCCACAGCAGCUCCAUCUGCUGAUCCAAGCACCAUAACCCCUGCUCAGGCUCUGCCCACCACCACAGAUGUGACCAUCCUCAGCUCUGGCAGCACAGCUGCCUCUCGAGUACCUACAGGACCAGUGGGUGCAUCUGCUGGUGCCUCAACGUCCCCUCCAGGAGUGGCCACGUCUCCCGGGGUCCCGUCGGCAGCUCCGUCCCUCACCACCCCUCAGCCCUCCAACUGCAGCAGAGUGAACGUGACAGCCUGUUCCUCCUGCCCCCCAGGGACAUUCCCCAACGAAGGUAAGAGUCCCUGCUCGCCCUGGAUCCCGUGUGAGAUGGAAAAGUGA
Molecule: messenger RNA, 899 nt
Organism: Manacus vitellinus (golden-collared manakin)
Lineage: Eukaryota; Metazoa; Chordata; Aves; Passeriformes; Pipridae
Product: mucin-1-like
Exons: 2
Coding region: 324-899 (191 amino acids)
Source: RefSeq, a predicted model, not a curated record